Messenger RNA from Zymoseptoria tritici IPO323, 1011 nucleotides. RefSeq lists its product as uncharacterized. Gene Ontology annotation, molecular function: dioxygenase activity. Bases 13 to 1011 code for a protein of 332 amino acids. The record is from RefSeq and is a predicted model, not a curated record. Lineage: Eukaryota; Fungi; Ascomycota; Dothideomycetes; Mycosphaerellales; Mycosphaerellaceae. The transcript has 5 exons.
UCGUGGUCAAUCAUGUCCGCCGUCUCCUCCGACAAUCUUGAAAUUCCUCUCAUCGACUUCUCCCACUUCACCUCGGGCGAGCCUUCCCUCAAACAACAGACCGCCCGCUCCAUCCUACAAGGCUUCCAACGGGCGGGCUUCAUCUAUCUCCGCAACCACGGCAUCCCACGCUCCAGCAUCGCUUCCACAUUUGCAUCCUCGGCGAAGUUCUUCACUCGCUCCGAGGAAGAGAAGCUUUCACUAGGAUGGACAACGCCCGCUGCUAAUCGAGGCUACUCCCAACCUGGCCGAGAGAAGACGACCGACUCCACAGAUCCGGAGGAGAUCGCUCGCAUUCGCAAUCUGGAAGGUGUCGAUUUGAAAGAAUCCUUCGAGAUCGGACGGGAAGGAGUGGAAGGAUGUCCAAAUCAAUGGCCGAAGGAGGAUGAAGCGGGCAAGGAAUUUAAAGAAACCACGAUGGACUUCUUCGAGGCAGGGAGGAAGCUGCACUUACAGGUGUUGAAAGCGGUAGCAUGUGGGUUGGGAAUCGAGGAAGACUGGUUCGAGAAGUCUUGUGGCAAGGGCGACAAUACCCUGAGGCUGUUGCAUUACCCGCCCGUGAGGAGUGAGGUGUUCAAGGGAAACAAGAAUACAGUACGAGCCGGCGCACACACCGACUAUGGCAGCAUGACACUGCUAUUCCAGGACAUGGCCGGCGGCCUCGAGGUGCUCAGUCCCAAUGGCAACUACGUCCCAGCCACACCAAUCGAAGACACCAUCGUCGUGAACGCGGGCGAUCUCCUCGCGAGGUGGUCGAACGAUGUGAUCAAAAGCACGAAACAUCGAGUUGUGCAGCCGCCCACCGACCUAGAGGUGUAUCCGGCACGGUAUAGUAUUGCUUAUUUCUGCAAUCCCAAUUCGGACGCUUUCAUCGAGACGAUUCCGAGCACGUUUGAUGAGAGCAGGCCGAAGAAGUACGAGGGUGUCAAUAGUGGAGAGUAUCUCGUACAGCGACUCACGGCGACAUACUGA